AGCUCCCAGUCGAGCACCCACACUGGUGCAGACACUGUCAUCAGGGUGGUGAGAUCAAAGCGGACGCAAGCACUCACCUAGUUGCACUAGCUCCAACCUCUUGCAACGACGUAGAACGCCCCAGUUAGCCGCUACGCAGAAUGGCCACCUUGGAGCAGGAGAGGCCUCGGCCAUACCCACGAGAUCUCACAAACACCAUCAACACUGCUUCUGGCUCUAACAGCCCAAGUACUUCCAGUCCUCUCUCGCAAGGAUCGCUUCCAGCCUCGCCCACCAUUGUGCGCACAGGCUAUGAUGCGUUCAUCCUCCCAUCUGUCCCAACCCACGAGCCAGAAGAUGUUCAUUUGCCAACGUCUCUGCAGCAAUCUCAGCACCAGCGCGUGCAAUUAGAGUCCACGGGUCAGGCAGAAGCCGAAGAAGUCCUUGGAAACGAUGAAGAGGAGGAAGUCUUGGAGGAACUGUGCGAUGAGGACGAGGCUUCAGAGGUGCUUGGACCUCAACAAGUCAAGAUCGAUCUGGGUGGCACCCUGUCGGCGGUCCAAGGCGCUGCAAUUGCAGCUCUUCAGGACCUUGUUUCAUCGAUGCUGGGCUCCGCGAGCUCCACGGAUCCUCCAGCGCAAAGCGCGUCUCCUGCGGCCCUACAUGGCAUUCUAGACUCCCUUCAAGCUGUCUCCGUGCGGCGCUCGGCCGGUCCUACCAACAAUCAAGAAGACUCCCUUACUGCCUUGCUAGCGAGGCUCAAUUCUCAGCUGGACCAGCUGCCCCAAUCAGACGAGGCAAGCGCUUCUACAUCUUCUUUGCAAGAUGACGUCAACUUGGCGACUGCACUUGGUGCCUUGCUGAGCAGCCUUAACAACGUUCGAUCCCCGAAUGCUACUGGCAUUGCGGAGUCCAGAAACGGCAGCAUCGAAAGCGCAAUCUCAUCUGCGUCUUUGAUACGACCUCCUUCCUCGAUGAGCCGAUCUCACUCUUCCAGUUGGCGACGCGAUAGCAGUCAAGGGCCGGGCAGCGUCACUAUGCAUUCUAGUCCAAGCGCUAGCAGGGAAGAAUUGCGCGACCCCUUCGCAGAGGCUCCCGCGCGCGAGGCAGAUGUAUAUGCGCAAUUGCAGGCACUCAUGUCCAAUUUGGCCUCAAAGUGCAAUCCCAGUGCACCUUUUUCACCCAACCAAUACGAACACAAGCCCACUCCGUUCUCUCUACCCACACCUCCGAACACUUCACCUGGUGUUUUUGCCGCCUCCCCAAUGCACCACUCGCCUCAGCUCCGCACUGCGAGCAGCGGAGAGUCUUCGGGGCUGCGCUCUGCUGGGCAAAGCUCUGGUUCAGCAUCUUCGAUGUAUGAGGACAAGGAAGCUUUGGCCAGCUGGAGUCAGCUCUCCCAUCUACUUGGCAUCACGCGAGAACUCGUCGCAGCUAGGCGCAGCCUCCAUCCGGCCGCGCGAUGCUCUCUGGAUUCGCCCUUGUCACCUCUACGCACACGCAGCCGAGGGGCAAGCACUUCCUCGAUUGGCGAAAGUCCAGUGCUUGGAUCAACGGACGAAGUGUAUCCAACGACACCGCGACAUGGUCUUCGCGCGGUAAGCAACUUAUCUCAUGGGACUGGAGAAGGUCUCAAAGGCCAGCAUUCUCCACGUCCUGCUUCAGUCACAAGCGAGAAUACAACUGCGCCCACGAUCGCAAGCGUGAAGAGCCCUCAGCCGCCGCAAUACAGCGAGAAAGGAGGAUCUGUGGCUGAAGGCGCGAGUCGCGAGACCUCUACAGUGGGACAUGGAGAGUCAGAGCACUGGAAGCAGCGCAUUGGGGAAGCUGUGAGCUCUUCCGGAUCUUUGCCAAUGAGUCUCAGCGGGUUGCCAGCGUACAUGCCGGGCACGCAGUCUUCCCGUGACGAGAAGUCGACCUAUGAGGAUGAGAAGUCUGCUGCGCAUGAGACUGAAGCUACAGCAGCAAAGGCUCGAGCUCUCUCGACUCCAGACACCUCGGCAUAUACGGCGCGCACCAGCCAGGAUCUUCGCAUGGUUCAGAGCAGCAUCGAUCGAUUGUAUCAUGCUGUGCCUCAAUUGAGCGAUCAGCGCGCUAGCCUGGGAGACUCUGCUCGACAAUUGCGGGAGGUCAAUCUGCAAGAGCUGGUCGAUCGUCUCGGACGAAGCGGCCGAAUGGAAGACCAAAGAGCAAGCCUGCCGACGCCUCGUACACCGACAACCGCUGCGACCUCACCCACUGACAGCCCCCUGGAGCCCUCUCCCUCCUCAUCAUCGCCUAGCAAGAUGGCAUUGCCUCCUAUUGCCCCGAGUCAGCAGAACAAGAGUCUCGGUCGCCGAUUCAGCGUGGGAUCAAAAUUUCAAAACCUCAGGUCCGCUGCGUCUUUCAAGGGUAAAGCGCGAGAGUCAUCGCCGCGACCUGCACUUUUGGAUCUUACAAGCUCCUCGGAGCGGGAAGUGCCAGCGAGGGAAGAGCUGCUACCAUUGUUUGACGACAUUCAGAUGGCCAAGGAGAUGGCCUACCACGAUCAGCGCGCAGAAAUGAGACCUCGAAUCCGCGCAUCGAAGCCAGACAAGCUUGCAAAGAUGGGACUGAGCGAGGCAACGAUGUCACGUCCAAAAUCUGCCAGCGGUGUAGCUGCCCAGCUAGAUGACGACGAGGACGACAAUCUCUUUGCCAUGCUGUCUGGCUCUCGUUCGCGCAUGCCUGAUCAAGACGCGCCUUUGCGCAGAGGUCCUAGACCGCCACGCCUCUCCUCUCCGACCUCACGUCAGGGGUCGGAUCUUUCCUCACCCCGCUCUGUUACUUUCAAGGGAAGGAUAGGUGUGAUGCCAUCGCCGACUGUAGCACCCUCCGCUACGGAUAGCACCUCUGAUUCGGGCACUCUGACGAUAGGUCACGCGAGCUCAAUUGCCACGACUGCUCCGGGCAGCAGACCCGACGGCCAGCCCACUGUGGGGCAAGCGGCUGCUUUCGGAGGCUGGACCCAGUCUGCAGUCAGCGCCGACGGCGAAGCGUCAGGAUCAUCUAGCACUGAUGCAGAGCCGAGUCAGCUUCUGGCAUCCCCCACUGCCGCAAUUCCACCUGCUUCGGGUGAGUUGACACCGUCUACUGCACUCGCUGGUCAACAGCCUGCUGAUAGCCUUGCGGGGCCCGCAAAAUUCUUGCGUGGGUCUGGAGGUCACAGACUGAGGUUCUUUGCUGAGCAUCAGAAGCAGCUUGGUGUGAUAUCUCUCUACGCCUUCCACGAGGACCAGCAAGAAGGGACUUCAAUCGAGACGGCAGAUAUUUUGUCAUAUCACACAAUGGCAGCAGAUGCAGCCGAUGGAGAGGGCGUUUUUGCGCAGUUCGUCAACGUCUCUUUCGUUGCAGGCCCCGAGACCACGUCCACCAGAUGUUGUCUGCCAACUGCAGCAUUGCAUCCUCAAAGCGGCUCCGUGCGGCGAGACGGCGACCAUUAUCAGAUCAAAUUGCGCAGCAAGCCAAUCGAGCAGUGUGGUAGUCUGGUGCACGAAAUUUUCAGCGAGCAUGCUGAGAUCAAUGCGCCAUUGGGAGCUGAGAAGUUGACGACAAUCCAGCCAUCGCGGUUCGCAUGUGACGCGUGCGGAGCGGUCGUCAUCAACGCCCCUGGUACGUCUCAAUACAGGGCACUGCCAUCACAGCAUUGGGAGGAGCUCAUCGAUUCCUGGAUGUGUCACGAGGAUCAGCUGCUCAAUGUGAGCGUCACACGAGGCCGAGAAGGUAUGGUUGCGGGCCGCACGAUCCCGCAGCAGUGCGCCUGGGUUGCGGAAGACAUCAUUGCUUGGCCAGGAUCAGCUGUACAGGAGGGUAGUGUGAUCACUGAUCGCCGGCCUCGAGAUCACACGGGAAGCGGAGAGGUGAGUGAGGCGAGUUUGUGGUCCUCGAAAAUUGUCUCAGAUAGUCGGACCAAAAGAAGGCUGGCGUCGACCUACCAUCGACGUGAUCGGCCUCGACGAUGCGCAGAGCCGUGAUCGCGGCUUCUCCACGAGCUGGUAGUUGCGGGCUUCCACCGUCCUUGCCGCGGUGUCUUGGGACGCGUCAAAGCUGGCUGAACGGUGGGAGUGCGAUGCCACUGCGAGAGUUGAAAGGCGGCUCUCGGCUCGCACAUUGGUUCGAUGCAGGUCGUUCAGGCGCAGGGCUACAGCUCUGUUGCACCAGCUGAUACCAAUGGGUCCAAGAUGAAGGAUGCCCUUUCAAUACACCUCGCUGCCGCAGAGCA
Molecule: messenger RNA, 4219 nt
Organism: Ceraceosorus guamensis
Lineage: Eukaryota; Fungi; Basidiomycota; Exobasidiomycetes; Ceraceosorales; Ceraceosoraceae
Exons: 3
Coding region: 141-3971 (1276 amino acids)
Biological process (GO): protein polyubiquitination; protein autoubiquitination; protein monoubiquitination
Cellular component (GO): ubiquitin ligase complex; cytosol; nucleus
Molecular function (GO): ubiquitin conjugating enzyme binding; ubiquitin protein ligase activity; cyclin binding
Source: RefSeq, a predicted model, not a curated record